Messenger RNA from Penicillium alfredii, 5316 nucleotides. RefSeq names its product formin sepA. Gene Ontology annotation, cellular component: cell division site; mating projection tip. Gene Ontology annotation, biological process: barbed-end actin filament capping; actin filament bundle assembly; mitotic actomyosin contractile ring assembly. Bases 1 to 5316 code for a protein of 1771 amino acids. The record is from RefSeq and is a predicted model, not a curated record. Lineage: Eukaryota; Fungi; Ascomycota; Eurotiomycetes; Eurotiales; Aspergillaceae. Gene Ontology annotation, molecular function: small GTPase binding; actin binding. The transcript has 4 exons.
AUGCCCACCAGCGCACCAGCCGAUAAAUCUAGGCAGACCUCGGCUGGAAAGUCGUUUUUUGGGAGGAAAUUGUACAAGGACCGGUCUGCCGAUGAUCGCUAUGAUGGGUAUGGAGGCUCUCACGAUAGCCUCGCGCCGCCCGGCAGUUCAGCUGGCUCGCGCUCGUCCCGCUACUCGAAACGCUCUUCGAUCCAGUCCGUCGACAUGACCCAUGAUAUGGACCCCGGUAGCAUAGCGCCUACCGCCGGUGUCAUCACAUCUAUUCCCUUCGAGAGUCUUCCCUCCGACACUAAGACGCCGAUCCCGAUCGACUCCAUGUUACGGCCUGAUUCAUCCCGCCAUGAGGCUUCACCCAACCUUAUCGGCAAGGCUGGUGGGGACUUCCAUCAGUAUCCCACUUGGACUUCAACUACAUCUGGUGACCGUGGUACUAGAUAUCAACAGUGGGGGCGACCAGGAAGUUCGGCUGCAAAUAAUGGGAUGGGCUAUAAUUCUUCGAUGGACUCGUCUUCAAACUCUCGAACGUCGCUCGACCAAACCAGCCUUUAUUCCUCCGUCUCUUCCAACACGCGAGGCUCGACCUACUUCUCCUCAGACGGCUCAUCCCGCACCCUCAACACCUCACAUUCGGGUGACCGCAACACUAUUUUCCCUAGCAGCAGCAGUGGCCGCCUGUCAAACGCCCAAUCUUCCUGGCAAGCGACGCAGCCGGUACCGGCUGCCGUGCCCCGCCCUCCAGAUCACUACCUGACGCGGCCUCGAGACGAUCGCAUGGUUGAUCAUUUAUUCUUGGAAUUAAUGCAGAAACGUGGCUGGCAGAAUCUUCCCGAGCAAGCCAAGCGGCAGAUGCUGUCAUAUCCCGCUUCUAAGAAGUGGACUUUGGUACAUCAGGAUCGGUUAACAGAAUUGCAAGGAGAGCAGAAGAGAAGACAACAUGCGCGACAGACUCAUGGCCACGAUGGACUUUCCGGUCUACUGGAGCGGGCCGAUGAAGAAGGCAGCCCCGAGUGGUACGUGAAGAAGGUGAUGGACGACACAAUUACUUCCAAGCAGCUCGCCAGUUUGAGCGUCAGUUUACGGACUCAGCCUAUCAGUUGGGUGAAAGCCUUUGUCGAAGCUCAGGGUCAGGUUGCCUUGACCAAUGUUCUCCAGAAGAUCAACCGAAGAAAAGCAUCUGGCCCUGUCCCCGCUCCCCCCACUGGCGAUAAGGAUCUGGAUCGAGAAUACGACAUUGCCAAGUGUUUGAAAGGAUUGAUGAACAACAAGUAUGGCGCAGACGAUGCCCUCGAACACCAAGGGGUCCUUGUCGCCCUGGUUAGCUCGCUGGCAUCUCCUCGUCUCAAUACCAGGAAGCUUGUGAGCGAGGUCCUUACCUUUCUUUGUCACUGGGCCGAUGGCCAAGGCCACAUGAAGGUUCUCCAGUCGAUGGAUAAGGUCAAGCAUGAUCACAACGAGACUGGUCGCUUUGAUGCCUGGAUGCGUAUUGUCGAGGUGACCGUUGAUGGCCGUGGCAAGAUGGGAAGCUUGGUUGGUGCCAGUGAAGAGUACCGCAGCGGCGGGAUUGGCAUGGAGAAUCUUCUGAUGGAAUACGCUGUUUCAACCAUGAUUCUCAUCAACAUGCUGGUGGAUGGAGCGGAGAAUGACUUGCAGCUGCGAUGUCAUAUCCGGGCUCAAUUCAUCUCAUGUGGUGUGAAGCGUCUCUUGACGAAGAUGGAGGGCUUCCAGUAUGAGGUUAUCGACAAGCAGAUUGAGCGGUUCCGGGAGAAUGAGGCCAUCGACUAUGAGGAUCUACUCCAGCGCGAGGGCAGCAGCAUGAAAGACAACGUUGAGGGCGAAGUAAAGGACAUGAGCGAUCCUCUGCAGAUCACAGAUGCGAUUGCGUCCAAGAUCAAUGGAAGCCGGGCCCAUGACUAUUUUCUGUCGGCCAUGCAGCAUAUGCUUCUCAUCCGGGAGAAUGCGGGCGAGGAGGGUCUGCGGAUGUUCCAGCUCGUGGAUGCUAUGCUCAGCUACGUGGCCAUGGACCGGAGGCUUCCCGACCUUGACCUGCGGCAAGGGUUGACGUUCACCGUGCAGAGUCUCUUGGACCGGCUUCAUACGGAUGCAGAAGCAAGGCGAGUUUAUGAUGAGUCCCUGGAGGCCCGCCAGAUUGCUGAAGCUGCCAUCGCCGAGCGUGAUGAAAUGAAAGCGCAGGUGGAGCUUGGUGCCGAGGGUCUUGUCAAGAAGCUCCAGAAGCAGAUUGAUGAACAGGCCGGCAUCAUCGACCUCCAAGGACGGCAAAACGAAGCUUUCAAGGCCGAGGUUGCAGAAGUGCAGAGACUACGUGCACAGGAACUGCAGCGAAAUGAACUGGAGACCCGAGAGCUCUACCUGAUGCUGCGGGAUGCCCAGGAUAUCGCCGCAUCCAAUGCUCGGAAGAACAAAACUACCGGAGUCGCAGACGCGACCCAUAUGCCCGGGAUCAUGGAUCGGGAAAGACUCAUGGAACGCUUGGAGCGCCAGCUUGAAAGAACCAAGACUCAAUUCAAGCUUGAAGGCAAGGUCUGGGGUCAGCACGGGCCAUCUGAUCGUCUCCGCGAACUGCGUGAGAAGAUGGAUGGAGAAGGAGAGUCAGAUGAAGAGUUUGCAGAGCAGACCCGUCGUACCCUGGAUUCAAGUGCCCUGGGGUCUGUUUACCGGAAGCGAAGCCAUAUUCCAGAGAUGGAUCAAACGCCGGAUCACGAACCGCAGCCCUCUCUGGACGAAAAUGAUGAGGAUAUGCACGACCGGACUCGUCAAGCAGAGCUGCAACAACCGCGCAUGAACCCUGCACAGGCGACAGGCCUGCUCGGCGAGCUUGCUUCUAAAGUUCCCAAGUAUGAUGAUGAAACCCCCGAGGCGGCUGGUACCGCAGAAGAGCCCACACCUCCAGCACCCGAAGAAGUCAGCGUUGCCGAAGAGGCUCAGGAUCAAAACCCGGAAGACAAAGAAGAGGCGACUCAAAAGGCUAUACCCCCUCCGCCCCCUCCACCUGGUGGGAGUGUUGUACCGCCUCCCCCUCCCCCAGGUGGAAAGAUUGUUCCCCCUCCUCCCCCUCCAGGUGGAAGUGCUGUUCCACCGCCGCCCCCUCCAGGCGGAGCCAAAGGUGUUCCAGCUCCGCCGCCACCGCCCCCUCCCGGUGCCAGACCCGGGAUGCUUCCUCCCCCUCCCCCUCCCCCAGGAGGUGCUGCAGGACUUCCACCACCACCACCUCCUCCGGCUCUUGGGGCUGCAAGAGGCUUGGUACCGCCACCGCCACCACCCAGCGCACCCUUGGGUGCAGGCUGGCGGCCGAAUUAUAUGGUUCCCGAUUCUGUUUCGUCCCCAGCGCUUAUGCCAUCUAUCCGACCUAAGAAGAAGCUCAAAGCUCUCCACUGGGAGAAGGUUGAUACUCCUCAGGUGACUGUGUGGGCUGGCCAUGCACCGACAGCCCAAGAGAAAGAAGAGAAAUACACGGAGCUCGCCAAGAAGGGUGUGCUGGAUGAAGUUGAGCGGUUGUUCAUGGCCAAAGAACACAAGAUCUUUGGAACUAGUACAGCAGCGAAGCAGCGCAAGGACAAGAAACAGAUCAUCUCCAAUGACCUGUCUAAGAAUUUCCAGAUUGCCCUGGCAAAGUUCUCUCAGUACCCUGUGAAUGAUGUGGUGCGGAUGAUCAUUCACUGUGAUCGGGAGAUGCUGGAUAACAUGGUCGUCAUGGACUUCCUGCAAAGAGAUGAACUGUGCACAAUACCGGAGAAUGUUGCCAAGCUGAUGGCACCCUACAGUAUGGACUGGACCGGACCCGAUGCCGUCAGUUCUGAACGCGAGCAGGAUCCCAACGAACUCACUCGCGAGGAUCAGUUGUACCUCUAUACCUCCUUCGAGUUGAAUCACUACUGGAAGGCCAGAAUGAGAGCGCUGGCAUUGACGCGCUCCUUUGAGCCUGAGUAUGAGUACAUCUCUACGAAGCUGCAAGAGGUGGUGAAGGUUAGCGAGUCGUUGCGGGAUUCAGUUUCCUUGAUGAACGUGCUCGGCCUGAUUCUGGAUAUUGGAAACUUCAUGAACGAUGCCAACAAGCAAGCUCAGGGUUUCAAGCUGAGCUCCCUCGCUCGGUUGGGAAUGGUCAAGGAUGACAAGAACGAGACCACCUUCGCCGACUUGGUUGAGCGGAUCGUUCGCAACCAAUACCCCGAGUGGGAAGAAUUCCUCGACGAGAUCAGCGGCGUGGUUGGUUUGCAGAAGACCAGUGUUGAUCAACUUCGAACCGACGCCAAGAAGUAUAUCUCCAAUAUCAAGAACGUGCAGUCGAGUCUGGAUGCGGGCAACCUGAGCGAUCCGAAGAAAUUCCACCCGCAGGAUCGUGUCAGCCAGGUGGUUCAGCGAACCAUGAAGGACGCCCGGCGAAAGGCUGAACAGCUGCAGCUUUACCUGGAUGAGAUGGUCAAAUCGUAUGAUGAUAUCAUGGUCUUCUACGGUGAGGACAACUCGGAUGAAAAUGCGCGACGAGACUUCUUCGCCAAGUUGGCCGCGUUCUUGCUCGAGUGGAAGAAAUCACGAGAGAAGAACAUGACCUUAGAGGAGGCUAGAAAGCGCACAGAAGCUUCUCUUGCUCGCAAGCGCAUCAAUGUUAACCUCGCCAACGGCGGUGGCGGUCCAGUUGAGAUUCCGAAUUCACCUGCCACCAGCGGUGCAAUGGACUCCUUGCUGGAGAAGCUACGUGCCGCAGCUCCUCAGGCUAAGGAUCAGCGCGAUCGCCGCCGCCGUGCUCGGCUCAAGGAGCGCCACCAGUUUCGCGUCGCCUCGGGUCAGCAUGCCCCCGACGCCGAUGGGGCCGAAGAAGGUGACUCUGGAAGCAACAAACCCGCUGACGGCGACGAAAAUGUUGAUGAGAAUGGCCAUCUCAGCCCUCCUAUCGCCGAGGAUGAAGAAGGCGGGAAAGAAGUUUCUGAAGGCGAGGAUGUUGCCGAUCGAGCUGCCAGCAUGCUCCUCGGUUUGAGAAGCAACUCGGACGCUAGCGGCGAGCGCCAACGACGCAGAAGAGAAAGUGCCGACGAAGAGCGCCGGAACCGCCGCAUGAGACGGCGCACUGGAGCAACCGGGAGCAAAGACGGCGCCGAUGGGGCCGGCCUUCCGGCAGUCCAGGAGCCACCCUCGCCGUCGCGUACAGAUUCUAUUGGCACGGAGGAACAGUCGCUCCCAAGCCCUCACGACUCGCAACCACCGCCACCUGAGAUUGUCAUCUCAGACCAACACGAUGCGUCAUCCAAAGAACCCCCGGCUGAAGGGUCUUCUGCCAACCAACCCAUUGAAUUGUCGGAUUGA